AUGAACGCCCUCCACCCGAUCGAGCUAGCCAUUCUCAACCCCACCCGAGCUUCCCGUCUCCAAUACGAAUAUUGCAAGUCGAGCGGACACCGCAAGAAAUGCGACUGCUCGACAUGUGCGCUCAAACGUCGCCAUGCGAAUGCCGCAGAGCUUGCGGCCCAGGUUGUCCAAGCUAGUCACCAGGACGUUCGUCAACCUGCGCCCGACACGGUCAAGAACCGUCAGCCCGUUGCCCUCGCUCCCCCCUCGUCCUCGACUCCCCGGCCACGAUUUCUCUUGGGUCUGUUUGAGCCGGCAUCCACCCUGUCACGGAUGCUCCGCCUGCUGUCCAAGACAUGA
Molecule: messenger RNA, 339 nt
Organism: Apiotrichum porosum
Lineage: Eukaryota; Fungi; Basidiomycota; Tremellomycetes; Trichosporonales; Trichosporonaceae
Exons: 1
Coding region: 1-339 (112 amino acids)
Source: RefSeq, a predicted model, not a curated record